GACGUGCCGGGGGGCGUGGUCUGUAGCGGCGCUGUGCGAUGGCCGCAGAGGCACUGGAAGCGGUGAGAGUGUGAGACAGAGAGCGAGGAGCCGGGGAGGAGGAGGUGGUCAAGGCGGCCCGGUGAGGGGAGGCCGAGGACGGGAUAUCCGCCCUGGCCUGACCUGUAACUGGACAUGGCCGCAGCCUCACCAAGGCCGGCUACGAGAAAUAGUCAUGAAGAUUUAAUGCUGCACGUGACAGUGUCCUGUGCCAAACUGAAGAGAAAAAAGAAUUGGUUUGGAACUACAGUGUACACGGAACUGGCUGUCAAUGGCGAGACAAAAAAGACUGCAAAAUCGAGCAGCUCAAGUAAUCCAAAAUGGGAGGAGCAGUUAACUGUGAACGUAACGCCAGAAACCACACUUGAAUUUAAGGUAUGGAGUCACCAUACUUUAAAAGCAGAUGCACUGCUUGGAAAAACCUUUGUAGACUUAAAACAAGCCUUGGAAACCCACAAUAGCAAGUUGGACAAAGUAAAACAGCAGUUAAAGCUUUCGUUAGAUGGCAAGCAUGGCACUGUCCAGACGGGUGAAUUAAGCAUUAUUUUAGAUGGUUUGAUUGUAGAACCAGAAUCCCUCAAUACCAGAUCAACAUCUCCUCCACUCAUAGAAAUCCAGCAAAAUGGUGAUGCUAUUCGUGAAAACGGAGCUGAAACCUCUUUGGAGGCAAGAAGGAGCUCUACUGUUGACGUUCCCAACGGGACAUCUAGUGAAACCCCAUCCGGUUACACAGAACAGAAUGCCUUUAAUGCACAAAUAGCAAACAGAGACGGCGCCCACUCCUCUCCUCAUGUUGCAGCCAGACCCAAAAAUACACCAGCACCAAAUCCACUUAAUGCUCAGACGGGCAGUAGAACUGUUAACGGCACAACUGCUGCAAGUGAAGCCAAUAGCACAUCAUGUCCUGAAGUGUUAGCAGCCCCUGCAGGAUCAUUCAUAUCAGAUUGCACAGACAAUACAAGUGACCCAGCAGGUACACAGGUGACCUGCACUUCAGAAAGCAGCACACCCACAGUAAACAGUACAGUCAAUGCUGCACCUGAACCUGCAAGGGCUACAGACUCUGUGUCAUCUUCUGCUGCUGGCAGCACCAGCCCCGAAGCGUUGAAACCAAGGCAAUCGACAGCUACUGCCUCUGUGGAUCCUGUAAGACAGCAACCUAGCAGCACUGCAGAGCCCCUGCCACCUGGAUGGGAACAAAGAAAGGAUCCUCAUGGCAGAACAUACUAUGUAGACCACAAUACAAGGACUACAACGUGGGAGCGUCCCCAGCCUUUGCCUCCAGGGUGGGAAAGAAGAGUCGAUGAUCGAGGAAGGGUUUAUUAUGUCGACCAUAACACACGAACCACAACAUGGCAGCGGCCUACCAUGGAAUCAGUCCGAAACUUUGAGCAGUGGCAGUCCCAACGCAAUCAACUCCAGGGAGCUAUGCAGCAGUUCAACCAACGAUACCUCUAUUCGGCUUCAAUGCUGUCAGCAGAAAAUGAUCCGCUUGGGCCUUUGCCACCAGGAUGGGAACGAAGGGUGGAUUCUACUGAUAGAGUGUAUUUUGUAAAUCACAAUACAAAAACAACACAGUGGGAAGACCCUCGAACUCAAGGUUUACAAAAUGAAGAUCCCCUUCCAGAGGGAUGGGAAAUCCGCUAUACAAGAGAGGGAGUCAAGUACUUUGUUGAUCACAACACAAAGACAACCACUUUCAGUGAUCCACGUACUGGGAAAUCAUCAGUAACAAAAGGUCCACAAAUUGCUUAUGAACGCAGUUUUCGGUGGAAACUCGCUCAUUUCCGUUACUUGUGUCAGUCAAAUGCAUUGCCAAGCCAUGUCAAGAUAACCGUAUCCAGGCAGACACUUUUUGAAGACUCCUUUCAGCAGAUCAUGGCGCUAAAACCGUAUGAUUUAAGAAGACGGCUAUAUGUAAUGUUCAGAGGGGAAGAAGGUUUAGAUUAUGGCGGUCUGGCAAGAGAAUGGUUUUUCUUACUUUCUCAUGAAGUGCUGAACCCGAUGUACUGCUUGUUUGAAUAUGCAGGAAAGAGCAAUUACUGCCUGCAGAUUAACCCAGCAUCAACGAUCAAUCCUGAUCAUCUCUCCUAUUUCUGCUUCAUCGGACGCUUCAUUGCUAUGGCCUUGUUCCAUGGUAAGUUUAUUGAUACAGGAUUUUCUCUCCCAUUCUACAAGAGAAUGUUGAGCAAGAAACUCACCAUCAAAGACCUGGAAUCCAUUGAUCCAGAGUUCUAUAACUCCCUAAUAUGGAUAAGGGACAAUAACAUUGAAGAAUGUAACUUGGAGAUGUACUUUUCUGUGGACAUGGAGAUUCUGGGGAAAGUCACAUCUCAUGAUCUCAAACCUGAAGGAUCCAAUGUCCUUGUUACUGAAGAAAACAAGGAAGAAUAUAUUGGGCUAAUGGCAGAGUGGAGAUUCUCACGUGGAGUUGAAGACCAAACCAAAGCAUUUCUUGACGGCUUUAAUGCUGUCGUCCCACUUCAAUGGCUGCAGUACUUUGAUGAGAAAGAGUUAGAGGUGAUGCUCUGCGGAAUGCAGGAAGUGGAUUUAUCAGACUGGCAGCGGAACACAGUGUAUCGUCAUUAUACACGAAAUAGCAAGCAGAUCAUUUGGUUCUGGCAGUUUGUGAAGGAAAUGGACAAUGAGGUGCGACUUCGGUUACUCCAAUUUGUCACUGGUACCUGCAGGUUACCUCUGGGCGGAUUUGCGGAGUUGAUGGGGAGUAAUGGACCUCAGAAAUUCUGUAUUGAGAAAGUUGGCAAAGAAACAUGGCUGCCAAGAAGUCAUACAUGUUUCAACCGUUUGGAUUUGCCUCCCUAUAAAAGCUACGAACAGUUAAAAGAGAAGCUGCUUUUUGCAAUUGAAGAAACUGAAGGUUUUGGCCAAGAAUAAAUAGCAGCUGUGUCUAAGACGCACACAAUGCUAAAGGACAUCUGUGUUCUGUCCAGCCAAGUAACAUUGCACACUCUUACUUGUAUAUAAGCUGUUUAGUCUGUACAGUGAUCUUUCUGAAACUAAUGCGUAGAUAUUUCUGUUCUUCCACAUAGAUAUGCAAAACACUUUAGCCUUUUCUAUUUUUAUUUAUUUCCCCUUCAAAUAACAGAAUAGAUAAAAUAACUUUAAUUUUAAAAUGCUGACCGAAGACUUUAUUUUAAGAUUUAUAUAACUGUGUAUGUACUGAGAACUCUAGUUUUAUAGAGUUGUAAGUAUACAAAAAGAAAAUCACAGCCAUUGGAGGACUGGACCUGCUUUAUUCAAUAAGAAACACUUUGCGAUCAGUGGUUUCCGUAUACAACAUCCAUACCACAAAUGAUUAUUGCAUGGCAGCCAACAAAUGGUGUUAAAGGCUAAUGCCCAAAAAAAUAAAAAAGACUUGAUUAAAAUAUAAACUGCUGCUGGCUUUUUAAAGUGGCAGAAAAUGCCCAGUUCUGCCCAAUUCAUGUAUUCAGUGUGAUAACUGGUGAUCUCUUCAAUGGUGCAAAUAUAGAGGAGCUGUGAGUGGAACGAUGUACCGGUGUAGGUAGCAGUGUUCAAAUUAACCCUUUAGCAACAAGGGUUCUGCCUCACACAGUUGCAGAGUGGUGUUAGCACCACGCACGCAGCAUACAAUCAAUGUGGAACCACAGGCUUUUAGACUUGACAGGAUGAGGAGUUGAAGCUGUCUAGUGUAAAUACCAGGAUUACAUUGCAAACUUUUCAAAAGAAAAUGACAAAUUAAAUU
Molecule: messenger RNA, 3763 nt
Organism: Pelobates fuscus (common spadefoot toad)
Lineage: Eukaryota; Metazoa; Chordata; Amphibia; Anura; Pelobatidae
Gene: WWP1
Product: WW domain containing E3 ubiquitin protein ligase 1
Exons: 24
Coding region: 175-2934 (919 amino acids)
Biological process (GO): proteasome-mediated ubiquitin-dependent protein catabolic process; protein polyubiquitination
Cellular component (GO): cytoplasm
Molecular function (GO): ubiquitin protein ligase activity; protein binding
Source: RefSeq, a predicted model, not a curated record